CCGAGCAAUCGUCGUCCGCAGUACGGGUAUCUCCGCAGCGCACGCACGCACGCACGCACGCACGCACAGUACAGCUCGUUGUUGCAGCCGACAGGUUUUAUACGACCGAGUGUGUGAGUGAGUGAGUGUGUGACAGAGAGACACCCGCGAGUUACCCACUAUCGUCAUGGUCGCCGCCGAUGACAAGCCCUUCGAUGAAGCGUUCCAGGGCGUCGGGCAGAAACUCGGGCUCGAGAUAUGGAGAAUCGAGAGUAUGAAGGUCGUGCCAGUGCCAAAACAAUACUACGGGCAGUUCUAUAGCGGUGACUCCUACAUCGUCAUGAAGACGCGUCAAGUCGAGAACAGACUAGAAUGGGACAUCCACUUCUGGCUGGGCAAAGAGACCUCCCAGGAUGAGCAGGGCGUGGCGGCGUACAAGACCGUGGAGUUAGAUGACAGCCUAGGUGGCGCACCGGUGCAGUACCGAGAGACGCAGGGCCACGAGUCGAAGAAAUUCCUCUCGUUUUUUAAGAAGGGAAUUAAGUAUCUCCAGGGAGGCGUUGCAUCUGGCUUCAAUCAUGUGGCACCAGAUAGUCACCAGCCCCGCUUGUUGCAUGUCAAGGGCAAGCGUAACGUGCGCGCUACCCAGGUGGAGUGCAACGUCGGGUCGUUGAAUGCGGGAGAUGUCUUCGUUCUUGACUGCGGCAUGGACGUGUACGUGUGGUGUGGACCUGACUCCGGUCGCAUGGAGAGACAUAGGGGAAUCCGCUUGGCUAAUGAUGUUCGUGACAACGAGCGCGCCGGUAGAGCAGACAUCCACAUCCUAGAUGGCACAACCAGCGACGAUGACUUCUUCGCUGCGCUCGGAGGACGCGGAGAGAUUAAAUCGGCGGAAGAGGGCGGUCUCGACGACGAGGUUAUCCUCACCAGACGCCAGGUUGCGCUAUACAGGGUGAGCGAUGAGAAGAUGGACGAAACCAACAAAGCCAUCAAGGCGGUUCGCGUCGGUGUGGCGCCCCUGGAGCAGUCGGCCCUUGACGCACAGGACUGCUUCAUCCUGGAUUCUGGAAAGUCUGGCAUCUUCGUCUGGAUCGGCAAGCAGUCCAGCAACCAGGAGCGAGCAGCAGCGAUGAAACACGCUUCGAACUACGUCACGGCCCGUGAUUACCCUGGCUGGACCCCGGUGACCCGCGUCAUUGAUGGCGCCGAGCCGGCUAUGUUCAGGCAAUACUUCAAUUCAUGGACCCGUCAGGAGCACCAUUCGGCCGUGCUGGGAGCAAACGUGUCCGUGGGAGAGGUGCUGGAAGACACUGCACCUGAAUCCGUUAAGGAGCUUCCAACGAUCUCCAAGAGAAGGAAGAGAAUUUUCAACUGGGGUCCUCUCGCGAAGCACGGCGGCAGAGCCUGUGGCUUCAUGCCGGACGACGGAACCGGAAACGUCGAGAUCUGGCGCAUCCACAAGUUCAAGAUGGUUCCGCUGGAGCCGGAUCAGUACGGAUUCUUCUGCGGCGGUGACAGCUACGUCAUCAAGUACUCCUACCGCAAAAAGCUGAAGGAGGGCAAGAAGAGCAAGAAGGAGAACUACAUCAUCUACUUCUGGCAGGGUAAAGAAAGCAGCCAGGACGAGAAGGCUGUGUCUGCAUUUAGCGCGGUGAAACUGGAUGACGAACUAGGUGGCGCUGCAGUGCAGAUCCGCGUUGUUCAAGGUCGGGAACCGGAGCAUUUCCUGACCAUCUUCAAAGGAAGAAUGGUUGUCCUCAUGGGUGGCAAGGCGAGCGGCUUUAAGAAUAUACACGAUCACGACACGUUUGACGUUGACGGCACCCGCCUCUUCCACGUCCGAGGAAGUACGGAAACCAACACCAGAGCUCUGCAGGUUGCUGAAGUGCCAGACUCGCUAAACUCUGAGGAUGUCUUUGUGCUUGAGACUCCUUCUAACACUUUCGUGUGGCAAGGAAAGGGCUGCAUCGAUGUGGAGCGUCAGAUGGGAUUCAAUCUGGCAGGAAUUGUAUCUCCUGGUGGUGAGGCCGUGUCCUUGGAGGAGGGAGAGGAGCCCGAGGAGUUCUGGAUCUGUCUCGGAGGUUACGGCGAGUAUCCGUCGAAGCACGAUUGGGAGAACCCACGCGCCGCUGCCACGCGCGAUCUUCCAGGUCGCACGUUCGCGUCAACAAGAGGCCUGCAACGCGCGAGCGAGAUCGAGAGUUGGCAAGCGCGAAGGCCAAGUAUGGGCAAAAACCGUGCAAGGACACCCAUGAUGGACUUACCGUCGACAGUAGACGCCCCGAGGCCGACGCAGGAUGCAGACUCGCCGACGCCGGUGGUCACUGCGAAGCCUAGCAGUUACACGAGACCUGCCCUGGAUACUCCAGUCUGCUGCCCGCAGCAUGCCAGCAGCAGUGAAGGCCGCGAGCCGUUUCACACGGGUGUCUACACUGUGAUUGGAAGUGCUAAGUUUCUUGCUGUAGGGCCCCCGGACUGUCUACCUUACCACUAG
Molecule: messenger RNA, 2473 nt
Organism: Priapulus caudatus
Lineage: Eukaryota; Metazoa; Priapulida; Priapulimorpha; Priapulimorphida; Priapulidae
Product: gelsolin, cytoplasmic-like
Exons: 21
Coding region: 167-2473 (768 amino acids)
Biological process (GO): actin polymerization or depolymerization; barbed-end actin filament capping; actin filament severing
Cellular component (GO): actin cytoskeleton; cytoplasm
Molecular function (GO): phosphatidylinositol-4,5-bisphosphate binding; actin filament binding
Source: RefSeq, a predicted model, not a curated record